Nicotiana attenuata is the source of this 1823-nucleotide messenger RNA. RefSeq lists its product as uncharacterized. Gene Ontology annotation, cellular component: SAGA complex. Gene Ontology annotation, biological process: regulation of transcription by RNA polymerase II. The coding region runs from base 362 to 1450 and encodes 362 amino acids. NCBI's taxonomy places the organism in Eukaryota, Viridiplantae, Streptophyta, Magnoliopsida, Solanales, Solanaceae. Gene Ontology annotation, molecular function: transcription coactivator activity. The transcript has 2 exons. The record is from RefSeq and is a predicted model, not a curated record.
CAAUCCCCCACCCCCAUCUCUCACCACUCACUACGACACACCUGUAAAACGCACGUGUCAUUGACUCACUUCAGAAGCUUCGGAAAAGACAGCCUUCUAAAGCCCUAAAUUUUUUCCCUCUUUUCUUUUCUUCGUCGAAGCUCGAUCACCUACUGAUCUUGCUCUUCCCCUUCCCAAAAUUCAACCCUUCUUUCCUAAAAUUCGCUACUUCAUUAGCUCAGAAUUUAAUUACUGGAUGUACUGAGCAAAUAACGAGGAGCUUGUCUGCUAAAUUAGCUUUGUUACUGGCAAAUUGGGUAGAGUUGCUUUUAAUUUUAUGGAUUUCAUAUAAUAUUUCUCAUUAUUUGAGUGUAUCUGUUCGAUGGUCAUAAUGAAUUUGGGAGUCAAAAUGCCGGGAGAUCGGCAUUGCCCCCGAGUUGACACUUAUGAGCUCAAACUUCGGAUUGAAAGGAAAGUUGGUCAGCAGAAGGUAGAGAAAUAUUAUUCUAUGUUAAGCAGAUAUUUAAGCCUAAAGAUGAGCAAAUCAGAGUUUGAUAAGUUUUGUGUUGUUUUAUUGGGGAGAGAGAAUAUCUGCCUUCAUAAUGCGCUUAUCCGAGGAAUUAUAAGAAAUGCCUGUACUGCUAAGAUGCCUCCGCCAAAAAAUGUCACAAUGGAGGCUUCCUUUAAUGCAAAAGUGCCGAAUGGUUGUCAAAGAGGAAGUCUUCAGUCACUGUGCAGGGAUGUAUUUCCGCAGUCUCCUAGAAAAGGGAGAACUCCUAACCUUCGUGAUCGCAGAUUUAGGGACCGGCCAAGUCCUCUGGGUCCUCAUGGAAAGACCCAUUCUGCUGGCUGUGAAGAUUUUCCACCAAAAGUACUGGAACAACAAAGUGCUACUGAGCUUCUGUCCUUGGGUAGUAAGCCUCCAGUUGAAGGCAACUCCGUGGAAGAGGGAGAAGAGGUUGAGCAGGCUACUGGAAGCCCCGGUAUUCAUAGUAGAAGUCCUGUAACAGCUCCCCUCGGCAUCUCUCUGAAUGCUAAGGGAACAAGGAAAGUAUUAUAUCAUGGGUCAGCUCCUUUACAUGAUAUGGGAAGCUGUUACAGCAGUGGUGAGUUGCCCGAUGCCAGCUUGCUAAUGAAAAAGUUGGAACAAAAGUUGGAGACAGAAGGCUUGAAGAUGUCAACUGACUGUGUAAAUGUGUUGAACAAUGGGCUCGAUGUAUUCUUGAAGCGAUUAAUUAAGCCUUGUUUGGACUUAGCAGGCUCAAAGUCACAACACAAGCACAUCCUUCACCAAGCUGUUUCAGUUUCAAAUAUGACAAGGACAAUAAGAUAUAACCAAAAACCAAGUGAUCUCUUUUCUAUUUCAAUGUUAGAUUUUCGCACGGCAAUGGAGUUGAAUCCCAGGAUACUAGGGGAGGAUUGGCCAACACAGCUUGAGAAGGUUUCAAUGCGUUCGUUUGAAAGUCUAUGAUUGAUUAGGGCAUUGAUUUGGGUGUGACUGUGACUUUGAGUCCAUAAAGUGAUGACUCAUGUUGUGAUUCUAUUAGCAGGUCUAACAGUAAUGCUGACAGAAGUUAUACAAGCAGUAGUAAAGCAUCUGCAUUGUUUAAAGCUACGGAAAAUUUUGGAUCAUGGUUGUUAGGUUGUAUAUAUACCUCAGAGCUGAUUAUUUCUGAAUUGAGAGUUGUUACCUCGUGAAGUAGCAAGAUAUCAACACCUGUAAGAUUGUAGCCAUUACAAAUAGAGUUAAGUGGGCUUUGUCAAUUAUUAUCUAUAGCUGUUCAUGUCAUUGAUGUUGUUAAUAAAGAUUAUUCUUUGAGUAUAUAGGGACUCACUUAUCUUUA